AUGGCCUCCGGUCCGACAGAGGCGCAGAUUGCGCAUCAGAAGCUCAUCGAUGAGCUCGACAUCCAUUCCAUCCACAAGACGUUUCGAAACCCUCGCUGGAGGCCGAAUCAGCGUCGAAAUAAAAACAUCAAGACCAUUCUCGGCGACGCUUCGAGGCGCGAGGCCUCCGCCCUGGCUACCCCUCAGGACAACAGCGGCCUGGCCACCCCAGCCAAUGAUGACGGCCUCUCCACCAGCGGCACCUCGACUCCCGCGGCGGCGGAAAACGGAUCUGGCGGUUUACAACCGAAUCUCGCACAAGCGUCUCGUAGCCUUUCGAAGCUCGUGCUGGAGAAGUCGCUGCGUCCCAACGGCGCCGCGAACGCCCCCAGCGCAACCUACACGAACAUCGAGUCGGCACCUUCGCUAGCCUACGGCAAGAAGUACUGUGAUGUUACGGGGCUCCCGGCGCCUUAUCUCGACCCGAAAUCGAGACUACGGUAUCACAACCGAGAGGUGUUUAACUUGGUUAGAGGGUUCUCGCACGUCGUGGCUGAGCAAUAUCUCGAGGCGCGCGGCGCUCACACGGUUCUCAAAUAA
Messenger RNA from Parascedosporium putredinis, 579 nucleotides. NCBI's taxonomy places the organism in Eukaryota, Fungi, Ascomycota, Sordariomycetes, Microascales, Microascaceae. The record is from the annotation of a GenBank genome assembly.